Molecule: messenger RNA, 1689 nt
Organism: Cajanus cajan (pigeon pea)
Lineage: Eukaryota; Viridiplantae; Streptophyta; Magnoliopsida; Fabales; Fabaceae
Product: cytochrome P450 93A3
Molecular function (GO): heme binding; monooxygenase activity; iron ion binding
Source: RefSeq, a predicted model, not a curated record
UUAGUAUCACUCUUUCUUUCCCCUUCAAUCUUCAUAGUAUUCAAGGUAUGGCUUUUCAAGUCUUACUCAUCUGUUUGAUGUUCACCAUCAUAAUCAUGUUUACAUCCAUAUUGGGUAGAAAGCAAAACAAAACCUUAAUCCACCUUCCACCAAGUCCCAUAGCCCUUCCCAUCAUUGGCCACCUCCACCUUCUUUCCCCAAUACCUCAUAAUUUUCAUAAGCUCUCAAUCCAUUAUGGACCCAUCAUACAUCUUUUCCUUGGAUCAGUCCCUUGUGUGGUGGUUUCCACGGCAGAAGCCGCCAAAGAGUUCCUCAAAACUCACGGAAACUCCUUCUCUGACCGCCCUCGAUCUAUUUCCAUCAAGGCCAUAUCCUACGGCUAUAAAGACUUCAUGUUUGCACAAUACGGAUCUUAUUGGAAGUUCAUGAAGAAACUUUGCAUGUCUCAACUUCUCGGUGCUCGCAUGCUAGACCAGUUCCUUCCCGUGAGACGACAAGAGACACAAAGAUUCAUUAAACGUGUGCUCCAUAAUGGGGUCGCUCGUGAAGCCAUGGAUUUUGGAAAAGAGUUCAUGACACUUUCGAAUCGCAUCGUGUCAAGAAUGAGCAUGAGUCGGACAAGUUCUGAGAACGAAAAUGAAGAUGUAGAGAUUAGGAAGCUCAUGGCCGAUACCGCAGAACUCAUGGGGAAGUUCAACAUAUCAGACUUUAUUUGCUUCUUGAAGAAUUUUGAUUCGCAGUUGCAGGGAUUCAACAAGAGGCUCAAGCAAAUUCGGCACAGGUUUGACACCUUGAUGGAUACAAUUAUUAAGGAACGUGAAGAGCAAAGAAGGAAGAAUAAGGAAAUAGGUGGAACACGUCAACUUAGGGAUAUGCUUGAUGUUUUACUAGACAUACUUGAAGAUGAGAAUUCUGAAAUGAAAUUGGACAAAGAGAACAUCAAGGCCUUCUUCUUGAAUAUAUUUGUUGCUGGAACCGACACGUCAGCUAUAACCAUGGAAUGGGCUAUGGCAGAGUUAAUCAACAAUCCACAUGUGUUGGAGAAGGCAAGGCAAGAAAUGGAUGUAGUGAUUGGGAAGAGUAGAAUAGUAGAAGAAUCAGAUAUUGUGAACCUUCCAUACCUGCAAGCCAUUGUUAAAGAAACAUUGAGAAUUCACCCAGCUGGUCCAUUGCUUUUUAGAGCCUCAUCAAAAAGUGCAGUAAUUUGUGGUUAUGAUAUUCCAGCCAAGACUCGAUUAUUUAUUAAUGUUUGGGCUAUUGGUAGGGACCCCAAUCACUGGGAGAACCCACUUGAGUUCAAGCCAGAGAGGUUUAUUGGAAAUGGGCAGAGUCAAUUGGAUGUUAGGGGACAACAUUAUCAUCUAAUUCCGUUUGGGAGUGGAACAAGAGGGUGUCCUGGUACUUCUCUAGCAUUGCAGGUUAUGCAUGUCAAUCUGGCUGCUAUGAUUCAGUGUUUCCAAUGGAAGGUUUAUGGCAAUGGCACGGUGGACAUGAAAGAGAAGUCUGCUGGCAUCACUGUUCCUAGGGCUCACCCUAUCAUUUGUGUUCCUGUUCCAAGGCUUAACCCAUUCCCUCUAUGUGAUUAAUCAUAAGAUGGCAUGUCAAAGUUUUAGAUAGAGUAUUUUUUUUAUACAAAAUUUCAAAAGACUUUUCACAACUUUCUAUCGAAAAUAAAUAUUUUUUUUCCAA